CGAAAAUAGUACGUUUUUCUGGCAAAUGUAGCGGUCACACUGGCACAACUGUCACCCUCUCUCUCUUUCGCCAUUUGACAGAUUUCCGUUAACUAUGGCUGACACACAAGCUAAGCCCGCCGCCGCUGCGCCCAAAGCUGCAAAGGCAGCCAAAGCACCAAAGGCUGCUAAGGCACCCAAGGUAGAGAAGGCUGCUGCUGCCGAGACUAAGGUGGCUGCCAAGAAAUACAAGCGUCACGGUCGUCUGUUUGCCAAGGCUGUCUUCACCGGCUACAAGCGCGGAUUGAGGAACCAGCAUGAGAACCAUGCUAUCCUCAAGAUUGAGGGUGCCCGUCGCAAGGAGCACGGUGACUUCUACGUUGGCAAGCGUUGCGUUUAUGUCUACAAGGCUCAAACCAAGAAGUGCGUGCCACAGCAUCCUGACCGCAAGACUCGCGUCCGCGCUGUCUGGGGCAAGGUUACCCGCAUCCACGGCAACACUGGCUCCGUGCGUGCCCGUUUCAACAGGAAUUUGCCCGGUCAUGCCAUGGGACACCGUGUUCGCAUUAUGCUGUACCCAUCAAGGAUCUAAGUUAAUGAUUAACUUAAUUAUUUGACCUGCAAAUAUCCGUUUUAUAAUAAAUGAAACAAUUUAAAUUUAA
This is a messenger RNA of Drosophila busckii, 641 nucleotides long. It is a transcript of the gene RpL35A, whose product is annotated as 60S ribosomal protein L35a. The transcript has 4 exons. Gene Ontology annotation, biological process: ribosomal large subunit biogenesis; cytoplasmic translation. Lineage: Eukaryota; Metazoa; Arthropoda; Insecta; Diptera; Drosophilidae. Gene Ontology annotation, cellular component: ribosome; cytosolic large ribosomal subunit. The record is from RefSeq and is a predicted model, not a curated record. Gene Ontology annotation, molecular function: structural constituent of ribosome. The coding region runs from base 95 to 571 and encodes 158 amino acids.